AUGUGUAAUUAGUUGAUGGGCGUCUACUUUUACCUCUACCUACACACUGAAAGAAAGUCAAUAUAGUUUCCCCUUCUUCAAAAUCAAUCUCAAAUCAAAUCUGGGAGAGAGAGGCAAUCAUGGGGUUCGCCAUCACACCCACCACUAAUGCAAUCCCUGCCUGUUCAUCAUCAUUCAACGCCGUUAACAGAACCACAACCCCUAAUUCGGGUUCACUUACACUAACAGAUCGCAGCAGCUGCUGGAGGACGAGAAUCAAGAGGACUGCAUUGCCCCUUGUGGUGUGCGCCGUCGAACGGAGCAACACCAACGGCAGCAACAGCAGCAGCAGCAGUGACGGCGGCGGAAAGACCAAGAAAGGAGGAGGUGUCCCUAAUUCGAACUACGUUGUGCCCCUGGAAACGACGUUCCCUCUCACGAACUCGCUGGCUCGCCCUCUCGCCGAGAUUCUCAGAGACCUCAACAAGAGAAUCCCGGAGAAUAUCGUCAAACCUCACGAUCGCGAUCCAACGCUAAUCCCGUGGUAUCAUGCUAAUAGGAUGUUAAGCUUCUAUGCCCCAGGAUGGUGCGGCGAGAUACGUGAUGUCAUAUUCUCUGACAAUGGCAGUGUUACUGUGGUUUAUCGCGUUACUGUGAGAGGAUCUGAUGGAGAGGCACAUCGUGAGGCAACUGGGACAGUGUCACCAAGUGAUGGCCACAUUGGCGAUGCAGUUGCAGCAGCUGAGGAAAUUGCUUUCUGCAAAGCUUGCGCCCGGUUUGGUCUUGGCUUGUAUUUGUAUCACGAAGAUCAACUAGCCAGUAUUUAACACACUAAAUAUAUAUGUUUUGGUUUAUAUAUAUAUUGUAGUGCUGGUUUCUUUGAAUUGUUGUCAAUAGAAGUAGCCAAUAAAUGCAUGUAAGGUAUUCUGGAAAACUAAUUCAAGAUAUUUGCUUUGUAAAGACUUUUGAAAGCUGGUGUUAAGGCAAUUUUCUUCAUUGAUAUGUUA
Arachis ipaensis is the source of this 986-nucleotide messenger RNA. It is a transcript of the gene RAD52-2, whose product is annotated as cobalt ion-binding protein. Gene Ontology annotation, molecular function: DNA binding. Gene Ontology annotation, biological process: double-strand break repair via homologous recombination. The record is from RefSeq and is a predicted model, not a curated record. NCBI's taxonomy places the organism in Eukaryota, Viridiplantae, Streptophyta, Magnoliopsida, Fabales, Fabaceae.